UACUUCUCCUCUGUCUCUCCCCAAAUUACAUUCGCCCAAUCUGUAUCAACGACUUCUCGCCCUUCGAGAUCAUCUCACUAAACCCACAGACACGUCCGUCAACAUGUCUUCAGAAGAGGCUGUGUAAGUCGCUGCCCCACCAUAAUCACACACCGUCAUUGCCCGCCCCGCUCCGACCUAAGCCAUCGUCAUCGGCAGCCGCCAAAUGAUGUGAGCCGUAUCGAGGAAAAGACUUCCAAGAUGGUGUUGUUCUCAAUCAUAACACUCGUCACAAUUCACAGCCACCGGUGGUAGAAAUGUAUGGAUAAGAGAGGCUAACAUGAUCGCUUCAUUUCCAUCAACAGUGGAGACUUCGGUCUCAUUGGCCUCGCGGUCAUGGGUCAGAACCUGAUCCUCAACGCCGCUGACCACGGAUUCACUGUUGUCGCCUUCAACCGUACCGUGGCCAAGGUCGACCACUUUCUCGAGAACGAGGCCAAGGGCAAGAGCAUCGUUGGCGCCAAGAGCAUCAAGGAGUUCGUCUCCAAGCUCAAGAAGCCUCGCCGGAUGAUGUUGCUCGUCAUGGCAGGCAAGCCUGUCGACGACUUCAUCGAGCUCCUCCUGACUGAGGGUGGCGUCGAGAAGGGCGACAUCAUCAUCGACGGAGGCAACUCACACUACCCGGACUCCAACCGCCGCACCAAGUACCUCGCCGAGAAGGGUAUUCGUUUCGUCGGCAGCGGUGUCUCUGGUGGUGAAGAGGGUGCCCGCUACGGACCCAGCAUCAUGCCCGGUGGUAACGAGGAGGCCUGGCCAUACAUCAAAGACGUCCUGCAGAGCAUCUCGGCCAAAUCCGAUGGCGAGCCAUGCUGCCAGUGGGUCGGUGACGAGGGUGCUGGACACUACGUCAAAAUGGUUCACAACGGCAUCGAGUACGGUGACAUGCAGCUGAUCUGUGAGGCGUACGACAUCAUGAAGCGCGGUCUCGGUUUGAGCGGAAAAGAGAUGGGUGACGUUUUCGCCCAGUGGAACAAGGGCGUCCUCGACUCAUUCCUCAUCGAGAUCACUCGUGACAUUCUGUACUUCAACGACGACGAUGGAACUCCCCUUGUUGAGAAGAUUUUGGAUUCUGCCGGACAGAAGGGUACUGGCAAGUGGACCGCCAUCAACGCGCUCGACUUGGGUCAGCCCGUGACUCUUAUCGGCGAGGCUGUGUUCGCACGAUGCUUGUCCGCCCUGAAGAGCGAGCGCACUCGUGCUGCUGGUCUGCUCGAGGGACCCAAGCCCAACUUCACUGGCAACAAGCAAGAGUUUUUGGACAACCUCGAACAGGCUCUUUACGCCUCCAAGAUUAUCUCAUACGCACAGGGCUUCAUGCUCAUGCAAUCCGCCGCUAAGGAGUACGGCUGGACUCUUCACAAGCCCGAGAUCGCUCUCAUGUGGCGCGGUGGUUGCAUCAUUCGCUCCGUCUUCCUCAAGGACAUUACCAAGGCCUACCGCUCCAACCCCGACCUCGAAAACUUGCUCUUCGACGACUUCUUCAACAAGGCCAUCCACAAGGCGCAGCCCGGCUGGCGUGACAUCGUCUCCAAGGGUGCUCUCUGGGGUAUCCCCACUCCCGCUUUCUCCACUGCCCUGUCCUUCUUCGACGGCUACCGCACCAAAGAUCUCCCCGCCAACUUGCUCCAGGCUCAGCGUGACUACUUCGGUGCGCACACCUUCCGCAUCAAGCCCGAGUUCGCCAACGAGAAGUAUUCCGAGGCCGGCAACCACCACGUCAACUGGACCGGCCGCGGCGGUAACGUCUCGGCGUCGACAUACACUGCAUAAGCGGUUGGUCGCAGUCAUCUGACCAAAGAGGACGCUUUGUAGUGUGGGAAAAAGAUGAACGAUGAUAGGCGUCUCUGGAUGUAAUGAAGACAUGAAAUAUGGAGGGCGAGGGAGAGGGAGUUGAUGAAAGCCCUCUCGUUGUCAUUUGUCAUGGAAUGGAAAACGGAUACCGUAUAGAAUAUUAGCCUUUCUUUUUGAACUCCUCCCCUUGAUUGUCAUGCUGUGGAUGCUCUCGUGACCUGCGAAUAUCCCUCAGCUCAACAUAGUGACCACUUUGGUCCGGCUGUUCAAUCACCGCGAUCAAAGGAUCGGCAGGACCCC
Molecule: messenger RNA, 2130 nt
Organism: Dissoconium aciculare CBS 342.82
Lineage: Eukaryota; Fungi; Ascomycota; Dothideomycetes; Mycosphaerellales; Dissoconiaceae
Product: 6-phosphogluconate dehydrogenase
Exons: 4
Coding region: 376-1809 (477 amino acids)
Biological process (GO): pentose-phosphate shunt, oxidative branch; pentose-phosphate shunt
Cellular component (GO): cytosol
Molecular function (GO): phosphogluconate dehydrogenase (decarboxylating) activity; NADP binding
Source: RefSeq, a predicted model, not a curated record